Poecile atricapillus (Black-capped chickadee) is the source of this 891-nucleotide messenger RNA. Its product is annotated as acrosin-like. Lineage: Eukaryota; Metazoa; Chordata; Aves; Passeriformes; Paridae. The record is from RefSeq and is a predicted model, not a curated record. Gene Ontology annotation, biological process: proteolysis; acrosome reaction. The coding region runs from base 1 to 891 and encodes 296 amino acids. Gene Ontology annotation, molecular function: serine-type endopeptidase activity. The transcript has 5 exons.
AUGAACUGGAUCGGCCUCCUCGUCCUGCUGACCGUGGCCGGGCUGGCCCACAGCAUGGAGUACACCUGUGGAGGGAUUUGUGGGCUCCGACCCAUGGUGUAUGAGUAUGAGUACAUGGCUCAUGAUGACGACGCGACACGCGUUGUGGGUGGUGCAGAUGCCAUGCCAGGGGCCUGGCCCUGGAUUGUCAGCCUAAAGCAUCCUGCAAUACCAGGUACAAGACAUCUGUGUGGAGGGUCUCUCAUCACUGCAGAGUGGGUCCUCACAGCAGCCCACUGCUUUGACCCCAUCAGGAAAAUUGGCAUGGUGUAUCUGGUGAUUGGGGCCACCCAAUUGACUAAGCCAGGACCUGGAGCACAACUGCGCCGGAUUAAGAAGUUAGUGCGUCAUGAAAACUAUAAUAAAAGUGACAAAAGUAAUGACAUUGCCUUGCUGGAACUGAACAAGCCUGUUGAGUGCAACCCCUACAUUCAGCUGGCCUGUGUGGCUGACCCCACCCUAAGAUUGUCAGAGCUGCAGAACUGCUGGGUUGCUGGCUGGGGUGCCACCACUGCAAGAGCUCAAGAAUCAAGUGAUCGCCUGCAGGAGGCCAUGGUCCAGCUCAUUGAUGUCCAGCUCUGCAACAGCAGCAGCUGGUAUGCAGGGAAAAUCCAUACCCACAAUUUGUGUGCUGGUUACCCAGAGGGAAACAUUGACACCUGCCAGGGUGAUAGUGGUGGUCCUCUCAUGUGCCAAGAGAAAAACAGUGACUACUUCUGGAUUGUUGGAGUGACCAGCUGGGGAAAAGGCUGUGCCAGAGCAAAGCUGCCUGGAGUUUACACGUCCACUCAGUACUUCUAUGACUGGAUUCUGGCCCAGAUGGGGCUGAGCCCAUUUAGAAGUGCUUUCUGA